GUGUAUCAGAUUUUAAUCUUCGUGUUGCAUUGCAAACACUUUUGAAAGAGUACUGUGAGGUGUGCAAAGCUUCCAAAGGCAAGUUUUGUAGUUUUCUGCAGACAUCUAAGGUUCGACCUCGGAAGAAAGCAAGAAAGUACCUAUAUGCAGUAGGUGGAUAUACUCGGUUGCAGGGGGGUCGUUGGAGUGAUAGCAGAGCCCUCAGCUGUGUAGAGCGUUUUGACUUCAGCCAGUAUUGGACCACUGUGUCUUCACUUCAUCAGGCUCGAUGUGGGCUGGGAGUAGCAGUUCUGGGCGGGAUGGUCUACGCUAUUGGAGGUGAAAAGGAUUCAAUGAUUUUUGACUGUACUGAAUGCUAUGAUCCAGUUACUAAACAGUGGACAACUGUAGCUUCCAUGAAUCACCCCCGCUGUGGCUUGGGAGUGUGCGUGUGUUACGGGGCUAUCUAUGCAUUGGGUGGAUGGGUUGGAGCUGAGAUUGGGAACACCAUUGAACGAUUUGAUCCUGAUGAAAAUAAAUGGGAAGUAGUUGGCAACAUGGCUAUGUCACGCUACUAUUUUGGAUGCUGUGAAAUGCAAGGUUUAAUUUAUGUAGUUGGAGGCAUCAGUAACGAAGGAAUAGAGCUUUGUUCUUUCGAAGUUUAUGAUCCACUUUCCAAGCGUUGGUCUCCACUUCCUCCAAUGGGAACUAGGAGAGCAUAUCUUGGGGUGGCUGCACUCAAUGACUGCAUCUAUUCUAUUGGAGGGUGGAAUGAAACACAAGAUGCUCUUCAUACUGUAGAAAAAUAUUCCUUUGAAGAGGAAAAAUGGGUUGAAGUUGCCUCAAUGAAAGUGCCUAGAGCAGGCAUGUGUGUUGUGGCAGUCAAUGGGCUUCUAUAUGUUUCUGGAGGUCGAUCUUCCAGCCAUGAUUUCUUGGCCCCAGGUACCUUGGACUCAGUUGAGGUUUAUAACCCUCAUUCAGAUACAUGGACAGAAAUCAGUAACAUGAUCACAAGCCGUUGUGAAGGAGGUGUUGCUGUACUAUGAAAUGUGAAGUAUAAGAGAACACAAACAUUUUGCAAAUACAGGAUCAG
Talpa occidentalis (Iberian mole) is the source of this 1072-nucleotide messenger RNA. Its product is annotated as actin-binding protein IPP-like. Gene Ontology annotation, molecular function: protein binding. The record is from RefSeq and is a predicted model, not a curated record. NCBI's taxonomy places the organism in Eukaryota, Metazoa, Chordata, Mammalia, Eulipotyphla, Talpidae.